This is a messenger RNA of Microcebus murinus (gray mouse lemur), 6409 nucleotides long. The record is from RefSeq and is a predicted model, not a curated record. NCBI's taxonomy places the organism in Eukaryota, Metazoa, Chordata, Mammalia, Primates, Cheirogaleidae.
AACAAUAGAAAAUAACAAUACAACAAUUUUACAUAGCACAGAUAAAAAGUCAAUAAACUAUUAUUAUUUACAUACCAUUUACAUUGUAUUAAGUAUCCUAAGUAACCUAGAGAUGAUUUAAAGUAUACAGGAGGAUGUAAGCAGGCUAUAUACAAAUAUGACACCAUUUUAUAUCAGGGGUUGAGUAUCCAGGGAUUUUGAUAUGGAGAGAGGUGGAACCAAUCCCCCAUGGAUUCAGAAGGAUGACUGUACUCACCUGGUAAGUGGGAGCAGUAACAGUGUCUACCGCAUAGGGUGGUGGUGGAGAUUAGGUGGAUAAAUACAUGUGAAGUGCUCAGAGCAGUGCGUGGCACAUGGCAAGUGUACAAGAAGAGUUAUUAGCGACAUGAGUAUUAGUAUUUGUAUGCAUAUUCAUAAUGUAGUUGUAUGCAUAUUCACAUUAAGUGCCUGGCAAUUGCCCGCUGCUCAAUAAAUGUCAGGUAGCAUUAGGGGGAAAGCAGCUCCUCCUUUCACAGGCUUGGGAAGAUUGCAUGGCACAGAAAGAGCAGGCCCCCCUUAUGGGGUGGGGGGGCUGGUUCAAUUUUGGCUAUUUGCAUUGGUUUAUUAAGGACUCAGUCCGUGGAGACUAGAGUCUGUCUGGGAAGGCUUCGUGAUGGAGGGGGCCGCUGGAGGUGGUGAGAAGAGUCACUCUAGGCAGUGGGAAAGGAUGGCUCCUUUGUGAGGAGUGGCCGUGAUGAUGCCAGACGUGUCACAUCACCAACCUUCUGAUUUGAUUUCCAUCUCCCAACCGCAGAGACCCGUGUUCCCAUUUUACAGAUGCAGUGUCAGGCUCAGAGAGGGUCAGCAGAGUUCUCGGGGUCCCUGAGGUGUCCAGGGCUUGGGAGGUUCUCUGUGAAGCUCCCAGAAUGCUCUCCACCUGCAAGAAGCCCCCUGACAUGCCUCACAUUUAGGAGGGGUGACCUGUCUCCUAGGAGCAGAAGCAGUGCCUCCCCCAUCUUCAGGACUUAGUUCUAGGGUCCUUCAGAGCCUCACCUGGGCAUAGGACUCCCAUUGUUCCAGCCCCCCUCUCGUACCCCAGACUGGCCAAACCGGUUUUGGGGAAGGGGGGCGGGGAGCAGGCACGUUGAGACAGCCGCCUGCUGCGAGGUUCCCUCCACCUUGGCCACCCCCCUCCCUGCCCCACACAAUACCAGGAGCUUGCAUUGCCCUGCUCAGGGGCCGUGCUGACAUUGCCCCCUGAGGACUUGGCUGCAACCCCAGAGCCCCCAGGGUGUCCUGGAGCCCUGGACCGUGCUGGCAUCUGGACGGAGCUCCCUGGCUGAGGUAGGGCCCCAACCGGGUGCCAGCAGCCCCAUUCUCCUCCCGCCAGUUUUCCCCUGAGUGAGUCCUUUGUGCUGCCUGCCUGGCCUCUGAUCCUGCCCCUGACCCACUUAUGGCCUCCUGGUGCUCUGCAGACUGCUUGGCCUGAAUCCCCUCUCCAGCCAUUGACCUCCCACUUGGCUUUGUCCCUUAAGGGGCAGUGGGGCCCUGGCAGGGUCCCUGCUCCUCUGGGCAGCAGGGCAAGGGGCACCAGGGAGGGGGCAGGGAAAAGCUGGGUACAGAAGGCCAGAGGUGCUUUUCCUGGACUAUGGGAACAUUCAGGAGCCCUUUCUGGCAGCCUGGCCAAGUGGGUCCAUUGUCCUCUGUAAUUAGCAGUGCCCAAUGGGUGGUCCUCUCCUUGGCCCCUGCCCAUCCUUUCUCAGCCUACAGAGACACUUAGGAUGACAGAUUUCUUAGAGAGGGCAUCUGGGGUUAAGGGGUCCCUUAGGAGACACUUUACAGAUGAGGAUACUGAGGCCAGCCAAGGGAUGGGCUAUGACUUGCUUGAGGCCAUGCCGCCAGUCAGUGUCAACACCGGGCCUUGAACUUUGGGCAGAGGUUUUUCAUCUGGGUUCCAGGAUGACCUAGUGGGCACUAGAGUCUAUCCUGUGAUCAUGUCUUGGGCAGGUAAUGUCCCUGUACCUGGAGCCAGUUCUCUUCCUGAGGUCUGUUUUGUUUUGUUUUUGUUUUUUUCUAACAGAGGUGAGCUACACACAAUAUGAACACAGCUUUGCCCCACCUAGAUUUCCAACACUGAGGCUGGGUGGGCCGCAUCCUGGAAGGCCGUAGGGCUGGAAUCCUAGCUAGAUGGGUCAUUCUCAUUGCCACUUGGCCUGGGCAUAGGUGGAGGCCGAUGCUUCCCCCCAGGGACCAGCCUCCAGCUUUGUCUCCCCAGAAAGCCUUCCUCCUCCCCUCUCCCCACACUCACCCAGCCUCCUCCUCAGGCCCUAAUGGGGGUGCCUCUGCGCCAAGAGCUCAAUGUUUUGCUUAUUUAUCCCUGCAAAUGAUGGGGGGGGGGAGGUCCCUCCUUGCCCUCCGGGAGCUUCCAGAAUUCAUGUAGAGAGAAUCUCCUAGAACACAGGGAGCGGGGCAUGUGCACAUACUUGCACAUGUGUGCCCACGGAGCAGGUGAGACUUCUGUGUUAGGACUUCUGAUUCUUGGGGAGAAAAAGACCUGUCCCGGAGGCAGUGGCCUCCUGUGUCUCCUGCCACCUGCUCCUGCAGUGUGGCGUACCCUCGCUGCUUCACCCUCCCACCUGUGUGAAGGCCCAAGCCACAGCCCCCACCCCCUUGAGGGAGACUGCGGAUAGGAAGAAUGCUCCCAAGGGUGACUAUCAAUGACAAACUCCCACUGUGCUCCAGGCGCUUUGCAGGCAUUGUCGGUGAUUCUCACAUGAGCGCUGGGAAGCUGCCUGACUAUCCUAUUUUCCAGAUGAGGAAACUGAGGCUUAGGGAGGUUUGUUCAGUUGGACAUUCUUCAGCCUUGAGGGACAGAGGCCAAAGGUACAAGCUUAGCUAGAGCUGCCACCGUAGGGAGCGACCCUUAGGAGCAGCCAGCCCCUUCUCUGCACCCUGUCAGCAGUUGAGGGGCUGUGCAGGGAGAGUGGGGCCCCCCACAGACCCAGCUGUCCCUCACUGGGUCCUCUCCUCCCUCCCUCUCUCCAAGGGUCUCUGACACUGUCACAGUUCAGGCCAAGGCUUGCUAUGUGUGCACUGGGUCCCUGGGUGUUCCAGCCAUGCAGCAGUGAGCUGUUACCUCCUCCAGGAAGCCUUCCUGGAGUACCCAGCUUGAGCUGAGCCCAGCACCCUACUGUGAUGGUUCCUCUGGCUUGGCUCUUGCCAACCUGGAUUGUAACUUUUCAUUUUUGGCUCCCCCACUGGACUGGCAACUCCACGGGCAAGAAAUGUUUGUCUAUCGGUCUCCCUGGGUUUUCUGGGCUUCAUGUCUGUGUCUGAAUAUCUGGUCUGGCUGAAAUGUUCAGUGUCUCUGGUGUCUGUCUCCAUCUCUGGGUCCCUGAAUGUCUCAGCAUCUGUGGUUUUUCUGUUUUUGAGUGUUUUGGGGUCUUGGUUGCUGAGUUGCUGUCUAAAUGGCCUCCGUUUCUCUAGGUCUGUCUCAGUCUCUGUCUCCUGGGUCUCCUGGCCCUGCCAGGCUGGGCACUGCCCCUGUGGCCUGAGGGGACCUCUGGGGGGUCCUUGCUGCCUGGCCUGCCCACAGCGAGGCCCUGCUAGGGUAGGCCCCCGCCCAGCCCGCUGCCUGCUCCCUCCUCCCUCUCUGCCGCUUGCCUCACCACAGGGUUUGAUGAAUCAAACUCUUUGUCUGGGUGGGAUCUCCCCCAGCCAGCUGGGCAGAGAGAGGGCUUCCCCUGCCGGAGCCACGACCAGCAUCAGCAGCCGGCCUUGGCUGGAGAGGCCCAGGUGGGUGGCAGAGCAAAGGAGGAAUGGACUGUGGGCCACCUGCUACCCUCCAGCCCCACCUGGCUGGGCCACCUGGCACUGCCUGCCACCCAGUAGCUGUGUGCCAGCAGGAGAGUCUGUCUUUUGUGGAGCUGCCCACCCUGCAGCCUCCGAGCCCUGUGUGUUUGGACCUUUUCCCUGUUGCCCCCGAGGAGCUGCGGGCUCCUGGCAGCCGCUGGUCCCUGGGGACCCCUGCCCCUCUCCAAGGGCUGCUAUGGCCAACAUCCCCAGGAGGCCCAGACACAGAGAUCUCCACCAGUGGAGGAAUGCGCCCCAGCAGGGCUGGCAGCUGGCCACACUGUCCUGCUGCCCAGCCCCCAGCUCUGGAGGGACCCUGGAGUCCCCGGCAUCCACAGCCGCAGCGCCGGGCCAGCCACGGCUCUGAGAAGAAGUCAGCCUGGCGCAAGAUGCGGGUGUACCAGCCUGAAGAGCCCGCUGGCAGCCUUGAGGCCCACGCUGUCUUCCUGGAGCCUGGCCAGGCGGUGCAGGAGCAGGCCCUGGGCACAGGGGAGCCUAGACCGCGGGGGCUGCCUGGGUGCACCCGAGCAAGCCUCGAAGGGCCUGAGCGGAGGCGCUUCUCGGCAUCUGAGCUGAUGACCCGUCUGCACUCUUCCCUGCGCCUGGGGCGGAAUUCAGCACCCAGGACGCAAAUUCCGGUCCCUGGGUCAGGCCCCGGAGCAGCCCGGGAAGGGAAAGCAUUUGGAAGAGAGUCGCGGGGUGUAGAGAUGCCGGUGGACAGUGUGUCGCUGCCAGCCCCUGUUGACUCAAGCGACGGCCAUGGCGGUUGGCCCGAGCCCAGGCUGGACGCGCAAGAAGAGCCGCCGUUGGGUACCAGGAGCGCCAGUGAACGGCGCCAGUCACGAUUCCUCCUUAACUCCGUGCUCUACCAGGAGUACAGCGACGUGGCCAGCGCCCGCGAACUGCGGCGGCAGCAGCGCGAGGAGGAGGGCCCCGGGGACGAGGCCGAGGGCGGCGAGGAGGGGCCGGGGCCGCCGCGCGCCAACCUCUCCCCGAGCAGCUCCUUCCGCGCGCAGCGCUCGGCGCGCGGCUCCACCUUCUCGCUGUGGCAGGACAUCCCCGACGUGCGCGGCAGCGGCGUGCUGGCCACGCUGAGCCUGCGCGACUGCAAGCUGCAGGAGGCCAAGUUUGAGCUGAUCACGUCUGAGGCCUCCUACAUCCACAGCCUGUCGGUGGCCGUGGGCCACUUCUUAGGCUCUGCCGAGCUGAGUGAAUGUCUAGGGGCGCAGGACAAGCAGUGGCUGUUUUCCAAACUGCCCGAGGUCAAGAGCACCAGCGAGAGGUUCCUGCAGGACCUGGAGCAGCGGCUGGAGGCAGAUGUGCUGCGCUUCAGCGUGUGUGACGUGGUAUUGGACCACUGCCCGGCCUUCCGCCGAGUCUACCUGCCCUACGUCACCAACCAAGCCUACCAGGAGCGCACCUACCAACGCCUGCUCCUGGAGAACCCCAGAUUCCCCAGCAUCCUGGCUCGCCUGGAGGAGUCCCCUGUGUGCCAGCGUCUGCCCCUCACCUCCUUCCUCAUCCUGCCCUUUCAGAGGAUCACCCGCCUCAAGAUGCUGGUGGAGAACAUCCUAAAGCGGACGGCACAGGGCUCUGAAGAUGAAGACAUGGCCACCAAGGCCUUCAACGCACUCAAAGAGCUGGUGCAAGAGUGCAACGCCAGUGUGCAGUCCAUGAAGAGGACAGAGGAGCUCAUCCACCUGAGCAAGAAGAUCCACUUUGAGGGCAGGAUCUUCCCGCUCAUCUCUCAGGCCCGCUGGCUGGUUCGGCAUGGGGAGCUGGUGGAGCUGGCACCACUGCCUGCAGCACCCCCUGCCAAGUUGAAGCUGUCCAGCAAGGCUGUCUACCUGCACCUCUUCAAUGACUGCUUGCUGCUCUCCCGGCGGAAGGAGCUGGGGAAGUUUGCUGUUUUCGUCCACGCCAAGAUGGCCGAGCUGCAGGUGAAGGACCUGAGCUUGAAGCUGCAGGGCAUCCCUGGCCACGUGUUCCUCCUGCAGCUUCUCCACGGGCAGCGCACGAAGCACCAGUUCCUGCUGAGGGCCCGGACCGAAAGUGAGAAGCAGCGAUGGAUCUCAGCCUUGUGCCCCUCCAGCCCCCAGGAGGACAAGGAGGUCAUCAGUGAGGGGGAAGACCACCCCCAGGUUCAGUGCGUUAGGACGUACAAGGCACUGCAGCCGGAUGAGCUGACCUUGGAGAAGACUGACAUCCUGGCAGUGAGGACCCGGACCAGUGACGGCUGGUUGGAAGGGGUCCGCCUGGCAGACGGUGAGAAGGGGUGGGUGCCCCAAGCCUACGUGGAGGAGAUCAGCAGCCUCAGUGCCCGCCUCCGAAACCUCCGGGAGAACAAGCGGGUCACGAGCGCCACCAGCAAACUGGGGGAGCCCCCCGCGUGAUGGGUGGCCGUGGCCUGGGACAGCUCUGGAGGGGGCCUGCAGUGUCUCCAUGCCCCAGGCCACUGCUGCUGGCACUUGUGUUCUGCGGCCCUGGCAUUGAGGGCACAGGCUGGACACGGGAGCAGGGGGCGUCCAGAGGGUCUCCCCCGUCCUCACGCUCCUCAGUGUUCACACUUCAAGGCCGA